UUAAGAUCCUCACAAUCUUUACUAAAAUGUUAAAAUGUUGGGUGACCCAAGUCAAGAAAAUGAAGAUCUCUCAGGAGACCGACGGCGAUGUUUCCGAUCACAAUGACGCUGAGCUUGUCCUCUCCAUCGAGAAAGAGCAGGACAUCCAAGACGAGCUCGAUAAGGUCAAUGAGGAAGCCACUGAAAAGGUAUUGGAAGUGGAACAGAAGUAUGACGAGAUUUGUAAACCAGUAUAUGACAAAAGAAAUGAGAUAAUCAAACAUAUUCCUCAUUUUUUGAUGACUUCUUUCUUAAGUCAUCCUACACUCGGUGAUCUUUUAAGCUUGGAAGACUUGAAGAUCUUUAAGUUUCUCGAUUCUGUUAUUGUGGAGGAUUUCAAAGACAUGGAAGCAGGUUACUCGAUCACAUUUGAAAAUAUUAAAGAAAAUGAAUUUCACAAUGUGAAGGGUGCUGCUGCUAAUGGAGUUAAUCAUGAGGUGAAAGGGGAACAAAAGGGCACUUCUUGA
This is a messenger RNA of Impatiens glandulifera, 506 nucleotides long. RefSeq names its product NAP1-related protein 1-like. The transcript is spliced from 5 exons. Bases 27 to 506 code for a protein of 159 amino acids. The record is from RefSeq and is a predicted model, not a curated record. Gene Ontology annotation, biological process: nucleosome assembly. Gene Ontology annotation, cellular component: chromatin; nucleus. Gene Ontology annotation, molecular function: histone binding; chromatin binding. NCBI's taxonomy places the organism in Eukaryota, Viridiplantae, Streptophyta, Magnoliopsida, Ericales, Balsaminaceae.